This is a messenger RNA of Dufourea novaeangliae, 1716 nucleotides long. Its product is annotated as G-protein coupled receptor moody. Gene Ontology annotation, molecular function: G protein-coupled receptor activity. The coding region runs from base 1 to 1716 and encodes 571 amino acids. Gene Ontology annotation, biological process: G protein-coupled receptor signaling pathway. The transcript has 4 exons. Gene Ontology annotation, cellular component: membrane. NCBI's taxonomy places the organism in Eukaryota, Metazoa, Arthropoda, Insecta, Hymenoptera, Halictidae. The record is from RefSeq and is a predicted model, not a curated record.
AUGGAGUACUGGAUGGCGAGCAACGAGACCGGCCAGAACGACAGAACGGAGGCGCUCGAGGUGGUCCUUCAGGAUCCAGGAUCGGCGGUACUCUUCGUCGGUUAUCCACGAUGGCUGCUUUACUUCGCCGCCGGUUGCUGCGUGAUUUUCAUGGUUGUCGGUAUACCGGGGAACCUUUUCACCAUUAUGGCGCUAUCCCGGACCAGAAAGCUGAGAAACGCAACUGCGAUCUUCAUAAUGAAUCUAUCGAUCUCCGAUCUAAUGUUCUGCUGUUUCAAUCUACCCCUCGCCACGUCAACGUUCUGGCAUAGUUCCUGGCGUCACGGGCCGCUGUUGUGCCGAUUGUUCCCUCUGUUGCGAUACGGACUGGUCGCAGUAAGCCUGUUCACGAUCCUAGCGAUCACGAUCAAUCGUUACGUGAUGAUAGGUCAUCCCAGAUUAUAUCCCAAACUGUACAAACAGAAAUAUUUAAUACCAAUGGUCUUCAGCAUAUGGAUCGUCGCUUUUGGUGUUCUCGUCGUCACUUGGUUCGAAACAUGGGGCCGUUUCGGACUGGACACCGCCAUUGGUUCUUGCUCGAUAUUGCCGGACGUGCACGGUCGGAGCCCUAAAGAAUUUCUCUUCGUUGUUGCUUUCUUGAUUCCCUGCAUCGCGAUCGUCGUUUGUUACGCCAGGAUUUUCUACAUCGUCCGAAAAACCGCCUGUAGAAGCAGGAAAAGAAAUCUGAUUGGGAACACUAAUGCCAUGCAAGUCAACCACGAGCAACGCUCGGUGUCUCCUCGGAUGCAAGACGAGGAGCUCUCCGUGCUGGGUUCGAGUUGCGCCCCCAGCGUCGUUUGCUCGAACUUCUCGUCGAAACGGGCGACACCGCCGUCGAAUCGACUGAACUGUUCGCGAACACCAUCUAGGUCAGCGAUCGAAGAGUCCCUGUCCGAGUUACAAGCCCCGUCUAAAGAAUCGGAGGACAACGAAAAGGCCAAUGAAAUUAGAAAACUGUCGGAAGAAAAUCGUGACGACGACCAAUCGUCGCCAAUUACUGGGUAUCUACGUGUCUGUGAUAAAACGAACCUCAGUUUCGAUAUAAAAAUCGACGACAUACCGUACGUCGACGAGCGAGACGACUCUGGCGAAAUGGAUGCCGCGUUCCCGCUCAACGAUCGUGAAACGACCAAAGAGUCGACGACGAAAGGCGGUCCCACGACGGCACGAAACAAGCUCGAAAGAAUGGCCAGUAGGGCGUCGUUUAUAAUCGAGUCGUCGGCUCUCUGGGUGCAACGGUUGAACUCGAAAGUGUCCGCGGACAGCGAUCGAUUGGAGAGCGUUCGAUCGUCCACCACGCCGGAACGAUCGGUCAAAGAUGGACAAACCGUGAUCACGCGACACGGAUCGAGGUACCUCAGGAACGGACGAAAGUCGAGGAACGGAAAUGGUCUACCACCGCGGAUGAGCAACAAAGACAAGAAACUGUUGAAAAUGAUUCUGGUGAUAUUCUCGUCGUUCCUUGUUUGUUACCUACCGAUCACCGUCACGAAAACGUUCCGUAACGCGAUCGAUUGGCGGGGCCUGAACAUCGCCGGAUACGUGCUGAUCUAUCUGACCACGUGCAUAAAUCCAGUGGUAUACGUGAUCAUGAGCUCCGAGUACAGGACAGCCUACAAGGAUGUGUUGUUUUGCAGGAACGACUCGAGAACGAGGAACGGAGCGAGGAAACAUUGA